This is a messenger RNA of Strongylocentrotus purpuratus (purple sea urchin), 7084 nucleotides long. It is a transcript of the gene topbp1, whose product is annotated as DNA topoisomerase 2-binding protein 1. Gene Ontology annotation, biological process: mitotic DNA replication checkpoint signaling; mitotic G2 DNA damage checkpoint signaling; DNA replication initiation. The transcript has 30 exons. The record is from RefSeq and is a predicted model, not a curated record. Lineage: Eukaryota; Metazoa; Echinodermata; Echinoidea; Camarodonta; Strongylocentrotidae. Bases 358 to 5034 code for a protein of 1558 amino acids.
AAUGUAAGUGGUAUUUUUGAGGUGCGAAGUAAGUGAUGGGGAAGUUGGAUUGCAGAUCUUGUGUGGUGUUGGUAGCUCGGAAGAGUGGUGUUUCACUUGUGUGUGUAUUCGGGUUCGUGUCGAUUCUGACGUGCUUGAUGCUGUGUGUAUUGUGGUUCAGGAGUCCCUUGCACGCUGCAAGCACACACACAGGGCGGCUUGGAAGCGCAUGUGCUGUCAAACAAGUGCUGUUGGACUCGGCUCCGAGUAAUUUGGCUUGUCAAGACACAAGUGGCAAUUAACUCGAAAUGAAAUGUAGAAUUAUGUCAUGGAUUGUUGAAAAAUGCAGUCCUUCCUCUAAACUCUUCAGAUGGAAAGAUGAGCACAAAGGUGAAAUUUGUGGUGGAUGGGUCCGUGGAGCAGGACUUGAUGUUAAAAGCAGCUCAGUCGGUCCAAAGUGCCCGUCUUCCAACAGAGAAAAUCACCGGUAUUGAUGUCUUGCAGCUGAAAAGCAAGGACAAGCACCUAUAUGUCUGUGGUCAGUUUUCUGGGGAAGCUUUUGAACACUUGGCCAAUAUAAAGUGCAGGAUUGUAGGACCUCAGUGUGUUGUAUCAUGUCUGGAGCUUCAGAUAGCAGUUCCCAAUGUCCCGCAUCCAAUCAACAACAUAGCCAUGCAGGAUGUAGUGGUCAGCUGCUCAAGCAUAGAAAAGGCACAGAGGGCACAUAUCCAUCAGCUAUUGGAAUGGAUGGGAGGGCGUGUUUCCAAGGACCUGACUGAAAUGGUCACUCAUCUGGUCGUAGGAGAAGUUGGCUCCAAGAAAUAUCAUGUUGCUGCCAACCUGAAGAAGCAGAUUAUGUUGCCAGACUGGAUAGAAGUAGCAUGGGAAGAGAGUCAGACCAGGCAUUUCAGUGCAACAUCCGAAGCAUUCCUGAGUGAAUACAGGUGUCCCGCAUUCAAAGGGUGCAUUAUCUGUGUGACUGGUGUGGAGUCUUCGCAACGACAAGAUGUCAGGCAACGUGUGCCUCAAUCUGGUGGCUACUACACAGGAGAGCUUAAGUACAACGAGUGUACCCAUCUUAUAGUAGGUGCUGCACGAGGCCCAAAGUUUGAAUUUGCUAGGAAGUGGAAGAUUCAUACAGUUUCAAUCAAUUGGUUUUAUGACAGUAUAGAGGCUGGUUACUGUCUGGAUGAACAACUCUAUAAUGUGCUCUCACAAGAACGACCAACUUCUACCCCAGUCAAGGCUAAUCAAAACCAAAGGCUCAGCACCCUUGGUGAUAUCAGUGCAAUAAAUGUUAGCAGUAUCAAUCCUGUAAAUGAGACGGCUGUAAGUGAGUCUAAUAUCACCAUGGAAACCAGUCGUCUGGCCCCACCUCCUCGACCUCAGAGUGGCUUAGAGGAGCUGGAAAAGCUUGAUCUUGCCGCAUGUGAAGCAGAGAUGUUUCUUGAUGGUUGUAAGAUUUUCUUGAGUGGGUUCUCUGGGCAACAUCUGGAGAAGCUUCGUAAAGUAGUGAAUGCAGGAGGUGGAACUCGCUUCAAUCAGAUAAAUGAGAAUGUGUCUCAUGUUAUCAUCGGAAACAACAUAGAGGAGCAUGUUGAAGAGUUGAAGGGUUUACCAAACAGGCCAUUAUUAGUGUCCGUCCACUGGUUGCUAGAGUGUGCUAAGCAAGGCAGACAAGUCUCUGAAGGUGACUUUCUGCUCAAGGAUAUCCUGGAUGUUGAAGAGGCUGGCAAGGAGAAUGAAAUCACUUUCAAACUUCCUGGUAAUCAACAACCAAAGAGAGUAUCUAAAGUAGGUGCAAGGAAGAAGUCUGAUGAACACACUGUAGAAGAAGAAGAUAUAUUGAGCCAGUACUUACCAAAUGCUACAUCCACAGGUGCAGGAGGCAACGACUCCACGAUGAUUCAAGAAGAAAACACAGACAGAACUCUGGGUGAUGAAAAUAAGAGCAGAGGAGAUGAUGAUGAUGAUGAUGAUGAUGAUGAGACACAGAUAGAUGAGAACGAAGGAGGAGAGGAUGAGGGAGAUGGAGAAAGGAGUGGAAUCUUUGCAGGGAAGAAGUUUGUUGUUACUGGUUUCCCUCCUGAGCAAUAUCAUGAAGUGUGUGAAAUGAUCCCUAGUCAAGGAGGUGUGGUAUUACCCCUCAACACACGAACCAUCCCUGACUACGCAGUGGUUCCUAUCAUUGGUUCACCUGUCAAGAUCACUGUAGGUGAGAUAGUGACUAACUGCUGGCUACAGAUGUCUUUGGAAGGAGAGGCGCUGUUGGAACCGUCCAGCAAUGAUCUCUUCACUCCUAUCCCCAUCAUGAAGGAAGCCAUGCCGUUACGGGAUUGUGUCAUAUCUAUAAGUCAGUACUGCUAUGUGGAGCGUGACUGUCUCCUGCACAUUGCUGAGCUGCUUGGAGCACGGUGUCAGGAGUACUUUGUUAGGAAAGCUGUCAACAACCUUGAAGCAAACACUCACCUGCUGCUAAGAGACCCUGAGGGUACCAAGUAUGUGGCUGCUAAGAAGUGGAAGGUGCCCGCUGUUACUAGACAUUGGCUGCUGGACUGCGCUAGGACGGGGAAGAAACGGCCAGAGAAGAACUAUCUUGUUGACCUUCCACAGAAAGCAUCAACUGACCUUUCUACUUCAACCAAAGAGGACCCAUCACCACGAAAGGAAUCACCGAAAGCUGAAGAAGCCCCUCCAGCACAAACGAAACCCCCAUCAUUGCAGAAGCAACCAGAAAAGCCUUCUGAGGAUCAUCCUCCGAAGACACCCAAGAGUGUGACAAUCAAUGAGAAGUCUCUUGUGCAGGAGAUGUCCAAAGCAUCCACUCCUGCAGGUCGGCCCAUCAGGAACAAAUCCCUCGAGAUGGUGAAGCAGCCAAUCACGAACAAGACUGUAGACCAGGUCAAAGGUCAGACUCCCGGCGGCAGAGAGAGUACCCCUAGCAGGAUCUUGCGUCCAGGUUUCAAACCCUCGUUUGACUUGGAUGAUGCCGUAGCAGCCUUAGAUUCCCCUGGGAUGCCAGCAGGGAAGGGUUAUCGAAGGAAGUCUAGCUUGCCAUUGGAGGAAUUCUUCCAUCAGAACAUUGCCAAUGCCCUACAGAUGGGGAGCAACACCAAAGGAGGGGCAGAGGAUGAAGAUGAUGAUAUUGUUUUCAAAGAAGAGGAGCCUGCACCAGGUAUUCUCCAUGGAGUAGUCAUCUGUGUGAGUAAGAAACUGAGCAGGAAGCAAGGAGAUUACAAUGACAUUGCCGUGGCGUUGGGAGCAGAGUACCACUGGACGUAUGAUGAACAUUGCACCCAUUUCAUCUUUCAGGGUAAAGCCAAUGACACAGCCAAAGAGUUCCGUCUAGCGAAGAGUCAAGGGAAGAUCAUUGUUUCUUCCCACUGGCUGCUUGCUUGUCAGGAGGAAAAUAAAAGACUAGAUGAAACCUGCUAUCCACACACCUUCAACCCUAAACUUAGUCUGUCUGUUGUGGCUUCCCAAAGUCGUACACCAGCUCGUUCCAAGAGGUCGAAGGUCGCACCCCCUGCAUCGGCUACACCUCUAGCCCCCAAACCACCUCCACCGGCUACACCACUCGCCCCCAAACCACCUCCACCCAUGGAGAAGAAAGAAGAGGAGUUGGAGGCAGAUACAAUGUCCGACGAUGAACUCCUGAGGGCAGUAGAGAUUGAAGAACAGAGCAAGACACCGGGGGAUCAUGGGACAUCUAUCAAACAAGAUCUGCAGAAACAGCUAGAAGACAUCAUGCCGUCUAGUCUGAACCUAAGAGGUAGUCGUAGGCGGGGUAGACGGCCGGGUAGCAGCGCAUCCAUCUCAAUGGCUGGAGACUCUGCGGAUGAUAGUACUGGUGGAAGGAGAAGCACAAGGUCCAGAGCCAAACGUGGCCCAGAGAAGAAAGAGAGUGAUGCUGGCAAAGACUUGGGUCAACAUGUGGAGGCUUCUCAGAGUGUCCAGAUCACAUGGGAUGACCCUACUAGUCGCAGGGAGAAAGAGAAGGUCAUGGCACAGAUCAAACGUACAGACAACGGUCACGCUGAGCCUGAACAGCAUGGGGAGGAUGUUCAGCAGGAGGAAGAGCAUGUUAUGCAGGACCAAGGAGCAACUAAGACUGACUUCGCUAGACCAAGUACAAGUUCCCACAAAGCAGAAGACAGCCCACCCACCCCUACUCCCAAAGCUCCGCCCAUCAGACUGCCCCCUGCCAAGCCUGCUGUAGCUCCUCAGCCAAUGGAUGAGACACAGGAUGAUCCACAGCAAGAGGUUUUGACAAAGCAGACAGCCUUGCCUCCCAAGUUUUUGUUCACUGGAAUGGGUGCUCACGAGAAGAUUGAUUAUAGCGCCCUCAUUGAGGAGCUUGGGGGAGAAGUCAAAGAUGCUCAGUACUUUGAUGCUUCUUGCUCUCAUAUCAUUGUAGGAAUCCCAACUAGGAAUGAGAAGUAUCUAGCUGCAUUGGCUACGGGCAAAUGGGUUCUACAUAAAUCCUAUCUGGAGGCUUGCAGAGUAGAAAGGGCCUUUGUCGAGGAGGAGCCUCAUGAGUGGGGUAAUAGAACUGAUCUUAGCAAGCUGAAUGAGACCGGUAAGAAGAUGGCUGUAGCUGCCACAAGAUGGAGGAUGAGAAUCCAGGACCAAGAAAAGAUGGGUUCAAUCAUUGGAGCGUUUGAUGGAUGGAAGGUCCUGCUGCUUGUUGAGAAGAGUAAAGAGAUGUGCUUCAAGCGUCUCCUAGAGGCAGGCGGCGCUAAAGUCCUGGCUGUUAGACCACCCUUCACCAGCCAUCUCGAUGCCAGCCAUGCUUUCUUUGACCUUCACAAGGUCAAGGUCACGGCUGACGCGGUUGCCAUUGAGGAGUUAGUACAGUCUGGUAUCAUGUGUUUGAAGCCAGAAUACAUUGCAGACUAUCUGGUCCAAGAUCCAUGCCCAGAUCCAGAAAACUACAUCAUCAAUGAGGCUAAGCCCAUCCUACAGAAACUUGUAGACCAAGCCGGAUCAGCAACUAAACGCAGAGGAUCUGAACUUGCUACAACACCUAGGAAUAAGAGAACUAGACAUCGCUAGAGUCAGAGAGACAUCAAAGGAUAAAAUGCUUCUUUGGGAUUAUCGUUGAUCAAGCUAUGAUAUCAUGUAAACACAGGGGACCAAAAUUUUCCAUCAAUCCAAAGAGCAAAGGAACUAAACAUUGCUAGGAAGAUAUCGAUAGUUGAAGUGUUCUUCAAACAUGCAGACUUUACAGUGUAGAUUUUCUUUGUGCAUGAAUGUCAUUCUCAAAUUUUUAGCAUUCUAUGAGGCAAAUUCAAGCACCUGCAUUUAGAAAAAAGGUGAUAUCAUUUUGAUCCUUAAUGACAUCACUGUUGAAUCUUUCUUUGACCACGUGCUAAAAUAUUGGUUUUUGUAGGAGAGUGAUUUACCAAUUUCAGAACUACUGAAAGAAUUCUGGUUUUAUAUCAGAACAAGACAGUUUUCCAGUUUUCUGGCAAGCCGUAUGUCAAAUACUGUAUUGAUCGAGCAUAUGUCAGACUGUGUGCCUUCUAUAUGUCAGUGUUCAUAUGUAACCCAUUAUGUACAUGUACUGCACAUGUUGUAACCUUGUAACUAUGUGUAUGUAUGUAUGUUAGGGCAUUAAAAAUGAAGCCAGUAAUAAUUGUGAAUGUAUGAACUAAACGAAAGGGAGGAUAGGAAGUAUUUCUUGUAGCCAUGCACUGUAUACUGAACACUGUAACAUGCAUUUUAACAAAAAAUGUAGUAGACUGUUUAUCAUAUGUUUGGAUGUUUGUAUGUUUGUAUGUGCCUUUCAAGCAAGUGAUAUUUAAAGGAUCAUUAUCUUGCCUACUACUUGCCCCAAAUAGAAAUUGGAUGUACAUUUUUACACAGUAAAAGCAAUGAUUUAGACCAAAUUCAAUUCAACAUCAAUUGUGACAAAACAGUGGGAAAUGAACUCUGAAUUAAAGUUAGCUGAUUUGGUGUAAAGUCAAAGCCCAACUUACAGAUCAUUCAAUUUUCAUCACGAUUUAAUAAAUAACUGCAUGAGAUAAAAUGUCAGCUUAAGUUUUCCAAAUCUCUCUUGAGUGUGACAUGGUUGUUGAGUUUGAAAAGACAAAGUAUAUUUGAAUAUUAAACUGUUUUAAUACUGAAUACUUUAGGUAUGUUAAUGUUAAAUUUGCUUGUUUUUAGAUUACUCUCUACAAAGCCUGUGGCACUGUAGUUAUAAUUGAAAAGAAAAAUGAAAAGAGCUUGCUUUGUUUACGCUCAUUGUUCAGCUGCAUGAACACAGGAUAUUGCACAGCUGCAUGAACACAGGAUAUUGCACAGCUGCAUGAACACGGAAUAUUGCACAUUGUAAAUCUAAAUGAAACAAUUAUGUUAGGCAAAUAUAUCAAUGUCCUGUAGCAGUGCACACAUCUUGAAAUUUCUUCAUGGUUGAAAGUAUUUACUGUAUCUGGUUGGUAUUAUUAUUGGAAUACAGGGCUGGUUGCAAAAGUAUACAUUUAUUAUUCUUGUGUUUUUGUUUUUAUAAUUGUCUGUCUCUCUUUGUGUCCUGAACUGUAAAACAGAUAAGAGAUAGAGAGUUGGCAACUUGGGAUAUUUAUCAUUUACGAUUGAAUAUCGAUUGUUCCCUGAAGAAUUAUGCUACUCUGGCUUUUUCCUCUGAAAAGUGAAAAUGUGGACCAUCUCUCAUGUUUCUAAACAUUGUCUCUAGUAGCUUGUGAUUUGGACUGUAAAGUGGUAUGAUCAGUUUGUGUCUUCACAUCAGUUCCAUGCAACUGCACAAAGUUUUUCUAAUACCAAAGAUAUCCAUCCUAUUAGAUGUAGAUCCAUGUAAAUCCACAAAUUUGUAUGGGCUGAUUGGAUUUUCCAUUUUGUGCCUUUGAGAAUUUUAACACAUUAAACAUUGGAAUGUACUGAAAUGGUCUCAAGACAUACACUGACUGUUGCCUAGCUUCUGAAAUAUUCCAACAUGUCCUAAAUGCAUUUUAACAUAUUUUAUAGAUUUUUAUGAAGACUUAAUGCUGUGUUUGUAAAUUAAUAAAUAAUGCUGUAAAUAUAUCUUAUCAAUGAGAUUUUACCUCUUUCUGAUUAUGUGAAUAAAAUGUCUGGAUUAUAUACAAGA